AUGGAAGCACCAAGGCAUUGGAGACUUUUAUCCAGAGGAUACAAGAAACUCAAAUCAACCAACUUGGCUUCAUCUCAACAUCAGAGAAACAUAUUCAGAAGAGUUUUGAGAGUAGCACAAUUGAAGGUCAUAGCAACUAAAACCAUCAGAAACUUGAAAACCAAGUUAAUUAGAAAGAAAGAAAAUUCAAGAAAAGUCAAAGAAUCCCAUUUGGAAGAAGAUGAUGAUGAUGAUUUUGGUUAUGAACAGAUAACAACAGUUGAUGACAAGAUUCAAAACCAACACAAUAAGGACAACAAGAAUCAUCAGAUAAGUUCAACUUGGAUGAAAUUAUAUGUCAAAAUAGCAGCAGUCUCAAACAAGAAGAAAACUAUUGUUGUUGAAGCAAGAGGUUAUCAUAUUGUUCAUGAAAUCAAAUCCAAGAUUCUUGUUGCUGAAGGAAUCAAACAAGAUGAGUAUUCUUUAUUCCAUGGUGGGAUAAGCCUUGAAGAUUACAGGACAUUGGAAUCACUUGGAAUAAAAACCGAAUCCACCCUUCAUUUGAUCUUCCAUCCCACAACUUCAUUGCCAAUCAUUGUUCGAACCCCGAAUGGGAAACUUCUUAGUUUCCAAGUACAAGUCUUGUACACUGUUUGCAACCUCAAAACAAUCGUUGAGAGCUUCAUAGGUUGUCCCGUGGACGAAUGCAAGAUGGUUUACGCAGGGAAGGAGCUCGAGGACUGCAAGAGCUUGGCCUUUUAUGAGAUCGAAGAGAAUUCGAAUUUGGAGCUGCAGCCUUGUUGGAUUCAAAUUCUUGUUAAGACUUGGAGCUCAAAGACCAUAACACUCCAUGUUAUGAGAUCGAAUACAAUCGAAGAGGUUAAAGAAAAGCUUUUUUGUAAGGUGGGAAUGCCAAUUUGUAGGCAGAAGAUUGUGUUUUGUGGAAGAAUACUCAAUGAUCAAAAUCGAAAUCUGUCUAGUUACAAUGUUCAAAAGGAUUCCACUCUUCAUAUGUUAUUGAAACAUUAA
Molecule: messenger RNA, 1008 nt
Organism: Cannabis sativa
Lineage: Eukaryota; Viridiplantae; Streptophyta; Magnoliopsida; Rosales; Cannabaceae
Product: polyubiquitin
Exons: 2
Coding region: 1-1008 (335 amino acids)
Biological process (GO): modification-dependent protein catabolic process; protein ubiquitination
Cellular component (GO): nucleus; cytoplasm
Molecular function (GO): ubiquitin protein ligase binding; protein tag activity
Source: RefSeq, a predicted model, not a curated record